Molecule: messenger RNA, 2894 nt
Organism: Nematostella vectensis (starlet sea anemone)
Lineage: Eukaryota; Metazoa; Cnidaria; Anthozoa; Actiniaria; Edwardsiidae
Product: octopamine receptor
Exons: 1
Coding region: 712-1965 (417 amino acids)
Biological process (GO): adenylate cyclase-activating adrenergic receptor signaling pathway
Cellular component (GO): membrane
Molecular function (GO): G protein-coupled receptor activity
Source: RefSeq, a predicted model, not a curated record
UCUAACUGAGGCCUGUCCAAACAAUUUCACAAUACAACGCCAGCUUUUACUGUUUUAUGUAUUUCUCUAACUUAUUAGAGAUUCUUGCAAAUCUAUUCUGAGUGAUCUCCGUAGUGACGUAACGUAGCUCUAUGAAGAUCGCCCCGUCCCACUUCAAAUCUCAUUACUUUGUUUCUUAUCUUUCCGCCUGCAAACAUUCUGAAUGUUUACUUUGUUGCUAGUAGCAUCCUCUUCUCCUAAGGUUUUGUCCGGGAUUUCCCCUAUUUUAAAGUGAGCUUUUCCUCAUCUAUUCAGGAAUAUCUAAAUCCCGAUCUUUGGCACGAAGAAUGAAUAAGCACACGACGGUGUGACUUGUUCCACAAAUGCCGUUAACCAAUGGGCGGACGUCAAAACGAGAGAUGGUAAUUUGUACUGACGCCAUCUCCGCUCUUGUCAACCAAUCGGGUUAAGGCUGGCGGCUCUUACAAACUCGUGCAUCUAUCUAACAGUGCCAGCCAUCAAUCAGCGAAUGUAUCAAAAAGGGAAUAGUAGACUGUCCAGCUGCUGGGUCGCGAGAUAACUCAGCGUAUAAAACACGACAACAUUUGGAACGCUAUGCCAGAGUUAUUGAAGCGCGCAAAGGUCUAGAGAACAUCCGAGGGAAGAUAACGAAUCUUGAUAUUGGUAAACACCUUUCUACUUCUCUCAUUUGCGUCGCAGUGGGCAAGAGUAAUGACAGAGCUAGCAACGCAUAAUUCUACAGCCAUGGGAAACUUUUCAUACCUGUCGGGAAACGAAUCUUCAAGUUCGAUUCGAAUAGAUGCUCCGCCACUCUACGAAGUGAUCAUUCAGUGUAUUUUCCUCUUUGCCGUAUUGAUAGUUGCUGUGGUCGGUAACGGGAUCGUCAGCUUAUGUGUGUUCACAAAUAAACACUUACAAGUACCCACUAACUAUUUUAUUGUAAGCCUCGCGGCGGCAGAUUUUUUGUUCGCCGUUUUGGCGCUGCCGUUUCGCCUCUACGAUGUACUCGCAGGUUACAAGUGGCACCUAGGCCUUCAUACUUGCCGCUACUGGGUCUGGCUUGAUUUGCUCUUCUGCUCGGCCUCCAUAGCAAACCUGGCGGCAAUAAGUGUUGAUCGCUAUUUGAAGAUCUCCUCACCACUCACGUACAAUUCGAGAAUGACUCCAAAGCGUGUAGUGCUCGUCCUGGUCCUGCUCUGGGGCUAUUCCAUGAUCCUUGCAAGCCUCACUCUUGUCCAGUGGUCGCCAGACCCGAAGGAUCAAGGCCGCGGUACCAUCGUCGAGAAUGGCAUCUGCCGAAUGGAAGCUAAGAUCUACCUCACCAUCAUCUCCGUGAUUGGCUUCUUCGCUCCGUUCGCUAUCAUGGUCCUCAUGUACUAUUUUGUGUUUAAAGUCGCAGUGGAGCACGCGUCCAGAGUUGCGCGCCAGCACGAGUCUUUACGCACCAGGCACACAGUCACGCGCAAGAAACGCAACCGUCGCCGGUCAUCCAGCUCUAUUGCUCUCCUCGAAGUCAAAGCCACCAAAACGCUAAUCCUUUUACUGAGCGUUUUUUGCUUGUGUUGGUGUCCUUACUUUGUGAUCUCGCUUAUUAGUCUCCACAGAAUUGAGUGGUUCUAUGCACUACCUCUCUGGCUGAACAAACUGUUGCGGAUUAUGUUUGUACUGUUUUUACCGAACUGUAAUUCCGCGCUGAACCCUAUUGUGUACUCAACAAAUAACCAUCAGUUUCGUAGCGUUAUCCGACGCAUGGCGCGCAAACAGCGCGAAAGGGCGCGCAACUUUACCAACGCCUUUUCUGAAGGGUCGCACUUCAUGACCGACUCAAGAAGGCCCAGUGGGUCUUCGACCAAACUCAAGAGUAUCUCAAAUCACUCCGCGCUGCAAACAAAAAACAAACACUUUCACAAAGAUGCCCUCACUAGUGUAGCUAGAAACAAGAUUAAUAGUCCCACCCAAAGAUGAUAAUAUAAUUCGCAAUACUUAAUGCAAUUCCACGAUCGAAAUUCGCUGUUUUGCUUGUUGUCUUUUAGAAUAUUAAGUUAAAAGGAAGUGAAUGGAAAUAUUGCCCUUCUGUUUAAGCCUUAAUAGCAUUGCAUGUAUAAUUUGGGUAUAUCAAAUAUCAAAAAGGAAAAUAUAUAAAAAGUAAACAAUCCAACGUGGGCGAUGCUGUUGUUACAAUUUACUAUUUGUUUAAAAGCAAUGAAAUGGUCCUUGCAUUAACUCCUGUUUAAUUGCCCCAAUAUCGUGCGUUUAAAACCAACUAACGUUUAUAUACGCCUACUUGGUCUUAUCAAGUCACCUUAUCUCUCCGAUAUUUUCAUUUAAGGAACCAGCUAAAAGGGUUCUGAUGUUUUUAAUGAAAGACUGUUUUCGUCUUGUGAAAAUAAUUCCCGAAACUUAACUCGAGCUUGUAAUAGUAUUUCAAUUCUAUUGACUAUAUUUUUAAACCGAAAUGGGAAGCUGAAAAUGUAAAACACUUUGUGUAUUUGAAUUUCAUUUAGUAUAGCAUUCACCGGCAACAGUCAAUAAUUAAAGCCCUGUAACAAAAUAUGGACUUGGAACAUAUAAAAACUCUGGCCCGCGCUAACCCCAGGGAGACCAUAAAAACCCGAAUUUGACGAGAUGGAUUAUAGCUCGUGACAUCAGUGGCAAAUUUUACUACUUUGAAAGUAACUGCUGAAUUUAUCCUCCCACACCCGAUUGCUCGCAUAGCGAAAGUAGACAACAGAUAGAUGUAGCCGUUAUCAACGAGGCUGCCAUAACAAGCCUAAAAGCACAGAGAAAGUACUUCAUUACUCAAAUGGGUUCAACCUGACUGUCGAUAGCAGUGUAUGACUCGUUAGAACGUCAAAAUUCAAUUAGAAAUUAAUAUUAAACGUAUUUACUGUGUA